GAGCAGUCAGGGUGAGUGGCUGAUGGGCAAGUUUUUGUCAGUCUUAGUGGGAUAGAAUGGCCCCAAGGUUAGUGCCUGUUUCCUCUGAACCCUGUUCUUGGCCAGGUCAGUUUUUCCAUCAUGAACAUAUGAUGGGGACCACCCCUUGUCACGGCGCUGUCAUGUUGACAAAGGUUUGCUUUGUCCUGUAGGCUCCCAAGAGUACCUGCUACACACUGGGCUUUCAAAUCCAGACAGAAAAACCCUCCCCUCCUGGAGCAGGCAUGAAUGAUCCAGAUGAAGAACUAGAGGUCCAGAGAGGCUGACUGUGUGCAUGGAGGUGACCCAACCUGGGAACUGAGCUGACCUGUGAACCCAGUGAGCAGAGCACGGGGACAAACACAGGCCGUGCGGCCAUGAAGCUGAAUGAGCGAAGCCUCGCCUUCUACGCGACCUGUGAUGCACCGGUGGACAAUGCUGGCUUCCUGCACAAGCGUGGUGGGCGCGGGGCAGGCUCCCACCGGCGCUGGUUUGUGCUUCGUGGCAACAUGCUCUUCUACUUUGAGUCGGAGGCGAGCCGAGAGCCGCUGGGUGUCAUCCUGUUGGAGGGUUGCACGGUGGAGCUGGUGGAUGCCCGGGAAGAGUUUGCCUUCGCUGUGCGCUUUGCCGGUGGUCGUUCUCGGUCCUAUGUGCUGGCAGCCGACAGCCAGGCAGCCCUGGAGGGAUGGGUGAAGGCCCUGUCUCGAGCCAGCUUCCACUACCUGCGCUUGGUGGUUCGUGAGUUGGAGCAGCAGCUGGCAGCCAUGCGGGAGGGAAGCCCUGCCAACACCUUGUCUGCCAACCCAAAUCCAAUCUCGAACCCGAGACCCAAGGAGAAUGGCCGGGCAGUAUGGAGCGCGCUGCCCGAACAACCCACUGCAGCCCCGAAGCGCCCACCGCUCCCACCCCGUCGAAGGGCCUCUGCACCCAACAGGCCCUUGGCAUCCUUCGCCCAGCUACAUGAGCACUAUGGACGGGAGGUGCGGGCCCUCAGGAGCCAGUGGCGUGGAGGCCAGGCUGGCCUAGCUGGCCUGGAGGUCUGGCAUCGUUCUAGCUCUGGUGGGACUCAUACCCAGGACCAGCCUUAAGGGGCCUACUGGCUGUGAGGGAAGCCUGAGUUCAGAAGAUCCUAAGUACAGUUCUGAUUGUACUCAAGCCGGGCUUUCAGGGGACACAGGACAUGUGACCUAGAAGACCAGACCUCUGGGGUCAGUGGCAAUUACUGCUAAGAAGAACCUGGGACCUCAACAUGCUUCAAGAGCUCAAGGAACUGGUUUCUAGAGAACUCUGCCCCAGGACAGCCCUGGAGCUGGCCACAGACAGGCCCAUGGGGCCCAGGGUCUACCUGGUGCUGGGCCUCACAGGGAUCAGGAGGCCUGGGCCUGGUAGCUGCUUCCUGGGCUGCUCACAUGGGCCUGAAGUAGCAGGUAGAAGGUGGAGCUUGGAUAGGUCUCCAAGUCCCCUGGCUUGAAACCAGCUGAGGCAGGACUUUGCCCGGCCUUGGCCCUGCAGGGCCUUUGAGAGCCACCUGACCUCCAAUCCCGGGCUGUGGCCUAGCUUCCUCGAAGGCUCACCUGGAGGAGACAGACACCUCCACUGAUUCCAUGCCUGCAGGGGGAGAGCCCAGGCACUGCUCCCUGCCACCCAGAUAGCCAGUGGGCCCUCUCUGCUGGGUCCAUUCUCACCACAGUGCUGGCUCUCUUCCAGUGUUGGGUGGGACAACCUGCCCCACCUGGGUCUUGUUUACAGUCCUCUUCAGUGCCCUGCCCUGGGGACUGGAGGACACUGUCACUCCAAUUUCUGUAUCAGAUGGACAGAUUUCACCCUGGCCCUGAUCCUCUGUCCUGGGAGGCCUUGGGUUGGGGUUCUGAAGGUGCAUCUGCCACCAGGGCCUCUUGGCUCCCUGCUGGCUCAGGGGCCAAGGCUUGUCUGUGGAUUUUACUUUGAAGUAUAUAAGGUAUUGCAUUUUCUUUUUUCAGCAGUGAAGAUUAGUAUUCGUACUCCUCUCCUUGUUACUGUUGGCUGGCUGGAUAGUAUUGUCCCCAGGGUGCCCAGCCCUAGCAGGAGACACACUGACGCCUAGCUGACUUGGCCUUUACCUCUUACUCUGUCCCCUGAACUCUGCUGUCUGCACAGGUGCCUCUGGGGACUUGGUCCCUGUCUUUUCACUCUCCCACUGGGUGGGGCUCAGGAUUUAUUGCUGGAGGGCUGAGGCAUAGACUCUAGUCUGGGUUUACAAACUCUAAAGGUACGGGGCAGAAGGUGAGGGCAGGGGGAGAGAGGCCCGCUUUUCCCAAAGCACAAAGAUCAAGUCCAGCUGAUUCUAGGGCUAAGAGAUGUCAGUCAUGGACAGGGUACGAGGGCCAAAAUAAAAGCUGGCUAAGUAAUGA
Messenger RNA from Cricetulus griseus (Chinese hamster), 2408 nucleotides. NCBI's taxonomy places the organism in Eukaryota, Metazoa, Chordata, Mammalia, Rodentia, Cricetidae. The record is from RefSeq and is a predicted model, not a curated record.